CAUCAGCAGGUUGACUACAUGGGGUGCAUGCAGGGGUACCCACAGUACACAACAGGUGGACACAUAGAAAAUCUGCUGUUUUGCGGGAUUUCGCGGAUGCGGGAAUUUACUGUGACAGUUCUGAAGAGAUAUUUAGCAACAACCGUCGACUGUCCCAAAAUCAUUUAGGGAUCAUCCAUAGGGUAUUUUAUUCAUAAUUUUUCUUCUGAGGAAAGGUGGAGCUAGAGACGGACGGUGUUAAGCAGACGACAACGUAAUCAAGCACCAUGGCAUUGGAUUACACGGUGGAUCGCCUUGACACGGCGAGCAGCGAGGUGCGGCAGAUCAUUCAACAAGAAUUCCCAAAGUUUACUUGUGUCUGCGAAAUUUGCGAUUGUGGACGACACAAACAUCACAAGGACUGUAAACGUAAAUAUCGAGGAACCAAAGGUAGUGGGGCAGAUUGUGCACUAACACAUUAUCAGCAGUCCUACAAGCAACCGGAUGGAAUAUAUCAACGAAGGUUACCCAUCAUCCCUCCCCCUACACCCAGGGAUCCCAACCCCCCACGCAUGGAUUUCAACACUAUCCAGCGUUCAGACUAUCAGCAACGGAUACAAGCAAAGAAACAACAACCAAUUAAAUUGGAGGAAAAAAUGGAACGAAGUGAUGAACCACUUGAGAACAAGACUUCCUACCGAGUUUCUUACCCUGGACACACAUCUUUCCCAGCAAUAAAGAUGACAAGACCUGCUACACAGGACAGAAAAGGCCUACGGUCAGCCAAGUUUGAUAGUCGCACGUCCAACAAGGAACACUACAAACACUGGGUGCCAUGCCCAGCUGCUGCCUUUGGUGAACUGCCUUCAUUUACAGGCUCCAUUCUGUACCCAGGACAGAGAAUAGGGGAAAUUGAAUCGGUAACGAGAAAUGAUUUUCCUGGUAACCGUGCUGAAAAAAUAGUUGCUGCAAAGAAGUUGCCUGACAACAUUGUCAUUGAAGGUUACUUUGAUCAUGUGACAACUAACAGACACACCUACAAAGACAUGGGACCACAGGAAAAAACUCAAACAAUCAAGUUUGAUUCUCAACUUAAUCGUGACAAGAGAGCAAAAUUUGACGGUAAAACACAGAACAUGCGAGAUUUCCCUGGUUACCGCAGCCAGCCAUUGCCUCAACGCACAGUCACGCCACCACCGGCUACCAUCAGGCUCAGCAUGGAUUCAAGGAUUGAUUUUGUCACGGAGCAGAAAGCACAGUUCCCUGGCCAUGACAUCAGAGAACACCCCAAGCCUGAACUUAUGAUGAAAGAUCCAAAAAACUUCACAGCACCAACUACCAAGUUCACUACAACUACAACCAAUAAGUUGACAUAUAAGCCGAUUGAUGUUAAGGAGGCCUAUAAUGCAGCACGAGUCCGCCCUGCAACCAACACAGAACGACAACCAGCAAGGUUUGACGAUCAAACCAUCAACAAGCGAUUCUACAAAGACUGGGGUGUGAAACCACGCAUACGUUACGGUGACUUACAUGAGGCCAACAUCUAUGUGCCCCCAAUGGGUCAAAUGGCUUCACAUUCAGAAACCAUGGCAAGUUUUCAUGGAGAGGCGCUAACUGAACCCACACGCCCCUUUAUUCCGGCUAACAAGCAAGUAGAAGAAGCAGGAAAACAGGAUUUCCGUACCGUACACAAGGAAACCUACAAAGGACAGCGUAACCCACUGUGUAGGGCACAAGCCUACUUACUGCAACAAGAAUUAUUGAAGAAGAAAGCAACAAGUAAGCCUAAACAAGCUGUGACAGCAGCGAACUAAACACAAGACAAUGACAUCAUCUUGUAGGUAAAAACCUCUGCAACAUCUUGUAAAUAAACAAAUAGUACUUUUAUACACUUUGUUUGUAUAUUGAUGUGGGCUUUCAAACUUUUUAAUACAUAUUUGUGCCUACUCUGCACUUUAAUAGCAUUAGCCAUUCACAACCAACUGCUCUGUAUACAUUAGUCCAGCGACAGAUUUCACAAAGUUAAAUGCUGAGAUGUGUGGAGAGAUGUCAAGCUACAAUCCUGGACAAAAUUGUUGGGACACUUGGCAAUAGCCAAACACUCUCCCAGCCCCUUCCCCCGGUCAAUGUUGUCAUGUUCAUCUGGAGCGCAGACUGUGCCAAUAGACACAGGGGGUCUGGGAGCCCACCAAGAUUUGUCCAGGAUUGCUUGAAUUGGUUUAUAAUUGUGUAUGUACAUACCAUGCCAUUCAGGAGGUGUGUUGUGUUGCGUCAUUUUGAGAAAACAUGGGUUAAAAUAUGAAGAUAUAGGAUGGCUGCAUCAUACAAUUAAAGAAGGGCAUAUCAUUAUUUAUUUUUUUGCAAUGUAACCACAGCGAAGUGUAAUAUCGGGGUAGGCAAGUCCUUUGGGAAAAAGACUCUCAAGUCAUUUUAAGAAGUGUGAUUUCAAGGCAUGAUGUGUGCACUGUAGAGUAUAUGUAGAAGUGCAUCAUAUACAGUGCACCAAAGUAUUUCACGGAAUAUCUGUGUAAAAUACAUUUCUUUUUUUAAACAUGAAGUGUCCAUUUAGGACUGGACACACCAUAGAAUCAUGUGGGAUUUCUGUUUUUUAAUUUUUCAAUCAUUUUGUCGAGAAAUGCGACGACAAUCCAUGAAAAUUGUAAAAAAGAGGGGAGAGACUCAAGUUCUUUAUUGAUGUGUUGUGGCUCACUGUUGGCAGUGUGCCAUGUAAGUAUAACACGUGCAUGCCCUGUUAUUUUAGAGCGUGCUAUGCACCCUCUUGGGUGAGGAUGGAGAUUGUUAUGCAAUCAUGACAUUGCUUGUGAUGUUUUGAGGUUGAAUUCAGCACAUUUGAUGUUCAUUUCAAGUUAGUGUUAAUUGGAAUAAGCCAAUGCCAGAAUUUUUGUGCACACUCUCAAAGUCAUCAGACCCUCCCCUCACACACACAAACAGGCAUGCGUAAACUCAGACAAUCCUUGACAAAAUGUUUAGGAUGCCUGGCAAUGGACAUAUGCUCUCCAGCCCUCACUCCCCCGGUCAAUGUUGUCAUGUCCAGCCAGAGCGCAGACUUUGACUUAGACCCAACAUUGAAAGGCGGGGUUUGGGGGGGUUGGAGGCCCAACGAGAUUUGUCCAGGAUUGUAGGUCUCGAGCAUGGUCUUACUACCAACUAGGAGGAUGAUUAUUAAUAACGAUACUAUGAGGUGCUUGCACAGUGUUUUACACUUUGAGAAGUGAAGUGUUUCAAAGUUGUUAUGCCAGUUCAUUGACACGAGUGCAGCUUGACAUCAGCAUGACCAAUUCUCAAUCCUCACCGGUAUACCACUAAUUGUGGGAGCUAGACACAUAUUUGGAGCAGUAAAUAUUUAUAGGGAGAAAUUCCUCAUGGGAAAAUUUAUUUGACCCUACAGCUCUGUUCUGUAUAGAAGAAAAUGUCCCUUCGACAUGGGACCAACAAGGGCCCAUUCAUAUUCCUUAGUUGAGAGAGGAACAAAAUCACCAUGGUAACUGUAGAUUGCACAUACUCUUAAUCCCCUAAACUUAUUUUCAUUACAAUUACAGUAAGUCAAAAACUCGAAACCUGUACUGAAGUUACAGUUUUGUGAAAUUCAGUGUUUGAGACCAGAGGUAGAUGAGCAUGUGCCUGCUUGCAAUCCUCAGCCAUCCUCUGUGAAUAAUUUCAGAUACCCCAUCAAAGUGAAUGCAUAUGGUAGGAGACAUGACAAGAUGCAGGUGACACAUGAAAGCUGUUACACUAACACCAAUCAGCGUCACCAUCUCUGCAGCAGUUUCAGUCAAGAAGUCAAUAGGCAACUCAACACCACACACAGGCACAAUUAAAGCACAUUGUGAAAUGGUAAUAUGACUCACAUAAAUAUGAUUUACUUCAGAACAGGGUAGUGAUUUGCCAAUAGUCAAAUCUUGUUAAUAACAGGUCCUUCAGACUUGGCAUAUUGCCUUAUUUUAACAGGAACCUUGUAUUAUCAGGAAUGAAAACAAUGAAAACAAAGGAUCGGGAUCUCAAAAUGCAUGUUAUGAGCAGAAUCAUGUAUUAGCAGUUUUCUUAUCAAUGAGGUCCGACUGUACAAUUAUGUAUACAUGUUAUGUAUAUCUGAGUGCUUAAAGAGUAGACACUGACUGUAAUAUGUACCAUCUUGUCAGUGUGUCUUGGACAUUGUAAUUACAUUAAUUUAGAAGUCACUCACCCAGUUUAUUGAAGAACUGUUUACAUCACACAUGUAUUAAAGAACCUCUCUCAUUCUACUACUUCACCAAAAGAAUAUAAAAUCAAUAGAAAAUAGAAUCUUUUCAUUUACAUGUGACUCCCACAGCAGUCCCCCUGCAUUGCCAGAUAGAUGGCAGACCUACAUGUGACUCCCACAACAGGUAGUGAUGGAUUUAUAGCCUUGUAUGCUGAGAAAAACUAACAUCUUGGUUAUAGGAGGAUGCCACAUGUACAUGUAUAGAAAUAAUGAUGAAUAGGGCAGACAAUAUGGGACCUGUUAUGACAAAAUGAGAGUCAAGUUGCAUCUCGCUCUUUCCUAUUUGACGGUUUAAAGUCAUAUUGAAGGGAAGGUCAGUUUUGAGGUUUUGUAAUAUUUGAAAAGAGUAACCCAUCUCCUAUUAAAUUCCAUAUAUUUCCCAGGAUCAUAUACUUAAAAAUGUCAUUUUCUCAGCAAUUUUGACGACAGCAUUAUUUAUGCCAAGUCUGAAAUAGUGAAAACAUGCCGAGAACAAAGACGCAAAGCUGCCAGAAUAAUGUCACCUGAUACUUUUUCCGCAAGUGUUCCAUGUAUAUGCCACUGGCAAGCUCUUUUCCUGCUGAAUUAAAAAAUAUCAGUAUCUCAAUUUUUGAAAAUUCCUACUUAAAGGUCACAUAUAGACUUUCUGUGUCACCUUGAGUGUGCCUUUGUAGGCUGUGAAUCUGACAUUAAAAUACUCAAUUCGUCAUUCAAAACUGAAGCUAUUCACAAAACAGACUAGACAAAACACAAAAGUUAUUUUAGGCUUUUGAAGUGCUUUAUUGUCCAGCAUUGAACUUAUUAUAUUUGGCCUGCAGGCAACUACAUGUUAACAUUUAAUUACGAAUACAAGAUACAUGAACAGCAUCAUCAGUAGGAAUUGGUGCAGCAAUAACAGGCAGUAAUCUUUGAGAUUAAAUUGUUAAUAACAAUGUAGAUUACAGAAAGUAGUAUUCAGCCACAAGCUCCAGUUCACAAAGUACUGGAUUCAACUUAUUUGAUGUUUACUGUAGAGCAUGAGCAUGAGGACACUGGAGUGUCUAAGAACUCAACAUCCCUUCUGCAAACUGUAAAAAAUGACUACCAUCAUUUUUUUUAACGUACAAUGAAAUAAAGAUCAUGUAACGAGUUUCUUUUA
Molecule: messenger RNA, 5357 nt
Organism: Acanthaster planci (crown-of-thorns starfish)
Lineage: Eukaryota; Metazoa; Echinodermata; Asteroidea; Valvatida; Acanthasteridae
Cellular component (GO): cytoskeleton
Molecular function (GO): microtubule binding
Source: RefSeq, a predicted model, not a curated record